This is a messenger RNA of Psilocybe cubensis, 708 nucleotides long. RefSeq lists its product as uncharacterized. Gene Ontology annotation, biological process: endoplasmic reticulum to Golgi vesicle-mediated transport; regulation of GTPase activity. Bases 1 to 708 code for a protein of 235 amino acids. Lineage: Eukaryota; Fungi; Basidiomycota; Agaricomycetes; Agaricales; Agrocybaceae. The transcript is spliced from 5 exons. Gene Ontology annotation, cellular component: trans-Golgi network; cis-Golgi network; TRAPP complex. The record is from RefSeq and is a predicted model, not a curated record.
AUGACCUCCAAUCAGACUCCGGCUUCCACCUCCCUCGCUGUACUUGCAGACCCUCCAAUAAGACAAAUAGAUGGCGCAGUCAUGGAUUACUUUCUUAUUGAAAUGGUUGCAACUCUACGUGAAUCGGCAGCUGUGGCUACGGCCCGUUCAAAAAAGAUAGAACAAGAAAUGGUGGACACCGGGCUAAUUCCACCCCCUAUGCCAGUCCCAUCUUCAUUGAAGAAAGAUUCAGCUCGAGACUCUGUUACCAGUCUUACAUCAAAAUCAGGGAGCGCCAGUGGAAAAGGAGCUCUGGACGAAGAGGAAGAGCCUGUGCGGCAGAGAUUAGAAGCAAUUGGCAUGCAUGUCGGAUCCAACUUUUCAGAACGAUUGUGUCGAGAUAGAGCUAUGUUCUCUGAGACACUGGACGCCAUCAAAUUCAUAUGUAAAGACGUGUGGGCAGCCUGCUGGGACAAGCAAGUAGACAAUUUGCGGACAAACCACAGAGGUGUGUAUGUCCUCCAAGAUAACUCAUUCAAGCCAAUAUCGCGUCUUUCGUCAUGGGAAUCGCGUGCCGAUGCAAUUAAACGUGCCCGUCUAUAUGCAGCGAUGCCUGCAGGCAUUAUUCGCGGUGCGCUUCAACGGCUAGGUUACACAGGAGCCGUCAUUCCAGAAAUCACAUCAAUGCCUCAGUGUACAUUCCAAAUCAAGCUACCGAAAGGCUCAUAA